Molecule: messenger RNA, 6410 nt
Organism: Xiphias gladius (swordfish)
Lineage: Eukaryota; Metazoa; Chordata; Actinopteri; Istiophoriformes; Xiphiidae
Gene: ptprr
Product: protein tyrosine phosphatase receptor type R
Exons: 17
Coding region: 474-2600 (708 amino acids)
Biological process (GO): protein dephosphorylation
Molecular function (GO): protein tyrosine phosphatase activity
Source: RefSeq, a predicted model, not a curated record
CUCUCCAAAGAGCGUCUCGGUACGCUUCGAGCUCCGCGCUGGGUUUUUACGCGGGCCCGCCGAGUGUCGCCCUCGGCCCGCGGGAGUCACCGGCUCCGCUGUGAGGGGUCAUCGUCGGCAACGACGGCAGCGAAAAACGGGGCCUCCACCUGACCACAUCUCCCCGCACACCUCCCUUUGGUCUCCGAACCCCAGAUGGAAAAAACCUCCGCUUCUCCCCGGAGCUGGAGCUGGAGCUGGAGCCGGAGCCGGAGCUGCUGCCGCAGAGCGGCUCUCCCUCCUUCAGCCAGGCCGCUGUAGGGGCACCGCCGGGCGCGGAAGGAAGCGUCGCAGGGGCCCGGUGGCGGAGCGGAUCUCUGGAGCCUCCGAUAGGAACAACACCGGCUGUUUCCCUUCAUGCGUAAUCACAGCAGCGAGGGAAGCUGCGGCGGACGCCGCUGAUUUGUUUGAGUUUUGAGCUGCAGACAGGAGGGAUGUGCCGCGGCAGCCGAGGAGGAGGAAGAGGAGGACGAGGAGGACUCCUCACCACGUUUCUCCUCUGGUGUCUCGUAUGGACGCAGCUGCCCAGCGCAGACUCGUCCUCUGGUGACCAAGAGCUUCGUCUCUUCCCUUCUCUCCGCUCCAGUCACCUCUCCCCACCUCUGCACCCCCAGCGCGACUUGAACCAGCAGCCCGAUGUGGACGAGUCCCACCCCCGCCAUCAGCACCACCGCCAUCAGCCCCCGGCCAGGUCAGCCGCGGUGAUGCCGGCCGGCCUCUCGGAGUCUCGGUUUCGUCAGGAGCCCGGCGGCCAGCGAACCCUCAGCCUGCUGGUACGGCCGCAUCACGAGGUGCCGCCGGAGCACGCCGCGGUGUCUGCGCGGCAUCUGGUUACCGUGUACCUGGCUGUGGAUGUGAGGAGGCUGAAUGCCAGUCUUCUUCGGUGGUUUCGGGAAGGUGUAGCCGCAGCGCUCGGCGUUCCUGCAGGACACGUUCACAUCAACCGGCUGAAUGAAAAGAAGAAUGGCAUUGAGCUCUUCGUGUCCUCUGAUAGGCUGGGGAUCUCCGAGCCCCGCCCCGCUGAAGAGGUCAUCCAAUCACUGAACGUCAGGGUCCUCCACCGCCACCUGGGACACUUCGGCAUCACUGAGGUUUCAACCGAGAAAAACGUCCUGCAGGGCGAGCAGAGGGAUCACGUGUGGAGCAGAGAAGGCUUCUACACCGUCGUCCUCUUCUUCACCAUCUUCGUCAUCGUCAUCACCUGCUUGAUGGUUUUGUACCGACUCAAGGAGAAGGUUCAGGUUUCUGACAGACAGCUGAAAGCUCCGCCUCCUGACCUCCACCUGACCCCGAGCGUCCCUCCAGACUCCGCCCAGAGGUCAAAGGGCAUCAAGGUUGUGACGUCAGGAAGCAUGGUCCAAGCUGAGCUCCCUCCAGCUGUAGCCACGCCCAUUCCCCAGCAGCAGCCAAUCGCAGCCUGCCGCCGCCUCGCCCCACCUGUCAUCCCUCGGCCCAGCCCCGCCCCUGUCCCUGUCCUCAACAGCAACAACCGCGCCCCCCUCGCCAGCGUCGCCCCGGUGACAGCCAAUAACGAGCUGAAGCCUUGCCCCUCCCCCUUCAAGAUGAAACCUGCCGCGGGACUGCAAGAAAGACGUGGCUCCAAUGUCUCUCUGGUGCUGGACAUGUCGGCUCUCGGCUCCGUGGAGCCCCUCAACGUUGUCGUCGUGACCCCCAGAGAGUCGGCGGCGAGGGAGUACUUGUCGUCCGCCGGCCGGCCGCUGACGAGACAGCAGCUCCGGGACGUCGUCAACAACGCGCACAGGCUGCACGCCGAGUUCACCGAAAUUCCCAUGAAUUUCACUGAUCCCAAGGAGCUGGAUGUUCCAAACCAUGGAACCAAGAACAGAUACAAGACCAUACUACCCAAUCCUCAUUCCAGAGUGGUCCUGAAGUCCAAGAGCUGCAACGACCCGCUGAGCUCCUACAUCAACGCUAAUUACAUACGGGGUUACCUAGGCGACGAGAAGGCGUACAUCGCCACUCAGGGUCCCAUGGUGAACACAGUGAACGACUUCUGGCAGAUGGCGUGGCAGGAACAGUCGCCGGUCAUUGUCAUGAUCACCAAACUGAAGGAGAAAAACGAGAAGUGUGUUCUGUAUUGGCCGGAGAAGAGGGGGAUCUACGGGAAGGUCGAAGUGUUGGUAAACAGCGUCAGGGAGUGCGAACACUACACCACACGCAGCCUCACGCUCAAGUUGGGGAAUCAAAGUCGCGUGCUGCAGCAUUACUGGUACACGUCGUGGCCCGACCACAAAACCCCCGACUCCGCAAUGCCGCUGCUGCAGCUGAUGGCCGAUGUCGAGGCAGACAGACGAACAGCCGCCGCCGCGGGACCAGUUAUUGUCCACUGCAGUGCCGGGAUUGGCCGGACCGGCUGUUUCAUUGCUACGACGAUAGGCUGUCGACAGCUGCAGUUGGAGGGAGCGGUGGAUGUACUGGGCAUCACCUGCCAGCUCCGAGCCGACAGAGGUGGUAUGAUUCAGACGGGUGAGCAGUAUGAGUUUGUCCAUCACGCACUGGGCCUGUACGAGGCCCGCCUCUCCGCAGAAACCGGCCAAUGAGUGUUCACCAAACACAGGAGGCGUCUGCUUUCACCUUGAAGUGUGCUGACGUAGCGAGUCCUUGGCAGGUAUGACCUCUGAGAUUUGGGAUUUCCCUGAGAAUAGGGGAAUCUGGAGGACGUCUUUGAGUUUGAAGGACAACCAGUGAGGACAGGUUGUCGUUGGAGCCUGUUGAAGGAAAGAGGAAAGGUAAAUUUCUGAAAAUGGAAUGUAUCCGUUCUUCUCCUCUGCUGUUUCUUCUUCAUGUCUUGUCGGCCAGCGGUUCUUCGGAGGAACCCGAAAGAUCCACCCACUCCACCACUUCCUUUAACCAACUGACUGUCAGAUCGUGUCGAUUUUAACUAACCAGACUGUCCUAUUACCUCUUUUCUGUCAUGGAGACGUAGACGUAGUUUGACUGAAAUUGAUGGUACUUUGUCCAAUAACACUAUUGUGUUUAUGUGUCUUAUAGGAUUUUAAAAUUAUUUUUUAACAUGGUGUUCUUAUAUGAAAGGCUAUUGGAAAAUGACUGUUAGCUGGUUGCACCUUUUUGGUUAAACUACUGUACCGCUGUCGAACCAACCCUUCCAGCCUACCCCUGUUUGUGACUUCGGCAUGCCGUACGUUACUCCGUCAUUUGAACACAUUGCAUUCCCUACGCUAACCUUAACAGAGAAGUUAAGAGGUUUUUUAAUUUUUUUUCCCCUUAUUUUUAAUCAGUCAGUUUAACAUACAAUAUAACAAGACAACUUACAAACACUGACAAAAAUCAACAACAAUAAACUAUGUACUAAUAACUAAUAAUAAUAAUAAUAAUAAAGAGAGAGGAAAAAAAAUAACAAAACACCUUAGGGUGCUUUUUAAUCCAAUAUACCUACUUCUGGCAUAGCCUGUGCAAGUGGUGCCCAUCGUUGCAUAAACAUUUCUAUUUCCAUUUGAAACUCUGCUGCGGUGAUCUCUGCCAUGACGUUCGCCAUCUUUAACCCUUUCUCUCCAGAGCUCAACGCUUGGGGGUUGUGGCUUUAACCAGGAGACCGUAAUGAUUUUCUUUGCUAUGAGGAACAAAAUCCUUCUGCAAGUAGCUCCAAUUAUUUUCUGUUGUUUUCCAGGAUGGAUACCAACGAUAAAAAGACUCAGAAUCAAUCCCAGAAUAUAUUAGUAAUACCAAGCCACAAACCCUCCAACAUAAGUCAGAUGAACCAGUAUAUUUUAAGAAAUGGAGUUUUAAAAUACCCAAAUUUGACAAUCCUAUCUAAAACGUGUGUUAUUUAACAAGUUGUAUCUUUAAAGGUAUUUUCAAGAUCUCACAGACGUCUCACCUGUCACAACUUUAUUUUAAACUUCUCAGAGAUACCAAAUAUAUCAGUACGCUUUCAGCUCAACUAAACGUCAAAUGUUACCUUGCUAACGAGCCAGAGGGAGUAAUCAGACACAUUCAUUUUUGAUGUUUAUAUGUUAACGCUACCUUCUGACAUGAUUAGGUGAGCCAGUACUGUGGCUAGCCAGCUAACGACACGUUGUCUAAGCACCCCUUUCAUUUGUAAUUGAGAGCAAUCAAAUUUUUGCCCAGGGUAAAACCAACUUUUUCAUUUUUAUUUUUCGCAGACUGCACUGCUCCGCUAAUUUACUUCACUGGUCGUACAUCACAUUCCUGGCCUGGUAAUUUACAGAGUGCUAAGGUCACAAGCGGAACUACCUCCAGCCAUACAACACAUGCUAAAAGCUAACAAACCAAUGUCAUGAUAAAUAAACUCCUGCUAAGCUAGUUCCUGUAGUACAGCAAUUUAAAUAGUGGCUCAUUCUAGCGUUAGUGGUUCGAUGUCAAUCCGUUUGCUGUUGUGUUAAUAAAUGGAUGCUAGCGUAUAAGCUAUUGUUAUUUCAUGUUAUUUCUAGCACUCUAUGCUAAUGCAAUAUUUCCGAUUAAAUCUAGUAUUCCACCGCUAAAAACCAUAUUUGAAAAACAAUAACAAUUUGUUUGUUACAACGGUUAUUUUUACACUAUUCAACAGGUACAGCUCCCUUGAGGAUUUGACAGCAGUACUGAGAAUUACGGGAACUGUAGCGUUUGAAUGCUAACACAACAUUUUUAUCUUUGUUAAAAUGAUGAGGUAUUCAGAUUUUUCUAGCUGUUACAGUGGCACACUAAUAGAGACCCAGUCAUCUUACAGUAUGGACACAAUGCCCAACCCUCAUGUUACAACUUUUAGAAACACCGAUGUAAAAAAUGUAUAAAAUACAUAAGGAAAUAACACAGGCCAGCUCAAAAGUAGCAUGGCACUGUGGUCAGUCACUUUCAGUCAGAAUUUAUACAUUUAAUCUACACUAACAAUGAGUCAUGUUGAAGUAUCCUGACAUUUUAAUCACAGUUUAAUUUUUUUUGCACAGGGUCAAAUUGAAAAACCGUUUGCUGAGUCAUUCCUGACAUGACAAAUAUUUAGAAAAAACUUGUGCUGCUUGGUCUCAGUUUACACUUAGUAUAGUAGUUCACCUUAUUUUUUGCAUUGACAGUUCCCCUGUUGUUUGAAAUAUUACUUUAUACCAAAAAUGUGAAACAAUUUAAGUCACAAUGGUGCAAUCAUCUCAUCGUUGUGAUGUUGUAUACUAUGUUAUCUAGUGAGUGAGUACAUUUGGUGUAUCGAAGUAAUAAUAACUUUAUUUUUAUACUGUUUUUACAUGUCUUCGAUGUGUUUAGCAGCUAUCAGCCAUUUGUCGACUCGCAUGACAGCUCGCUAUCUGGGGUACAAACCUCAUCUCUAAAUGAUCAAUCUAUCAGGAGCUGGAAGGAAGUAACCCGCUUUCUCUCUUCUAGCGGAGCCAGAGAGUUGAAGUUUGAAACAAGCAUACACAAGCCCAAACUUUACCCCUGUUUAGGCUAUUUUUUUAAUGAAGCAAUUUCUUUCUUAAAUUUGUCACCAGACAAACAAUAUAAGAGACAUUAGAUACUCAGAGCUUAUGCCGGAAUACUAAACACGUUUACUAGUAUUCUAGAGAAUUUUUCCAAUUAACUUAAAUUGACAUUGCAUUGAAAAGUGUAUCCAGACCAUUUGAGUGUAAGUGCAUCUGAGACAAAAUGUCAAAAGGGUGAAGUUCAGUUUUUUAAACAUUCCAUAAAACUGUAUAUUUUAGACUAAAAUUUGAAGCAAAAAUAAAAGUACUGAGGUGGUUUUCCCAGUUCCUGGGGUGUUGACUUGUUUUAGAGAUCUGAGGUUUCUACGUUACUGCCAGUAAUGAUCGAAAUUAACAUAUACAUCUAAUCUGCUCUCUGUGUGAAUGGGACAAAACUGUACGGUACAUGUUAAAGUGCUAUUAAAACUGGUGUGGGCAGUUACAUUUCAAUCCACGGACCACAAACAUGGAUAUCUUGCUGCUAAAACGGGGAGCGUCGGGACAGGACCUUUGACGGACAAUAAACGAGAGAAACUUUGAAGACUCUUCUUUUUCUAUGUACCAAUAUAUUUUUAUUUAUAUCUUUACUUGUGAUACAAUCAUGGGACUUUGGACCUGCAUCUGUUUGUCUACACGUCCAACAUGCCUCCUCGGACCAUCACCGGCCCACUUUUCGCUUGAAUCGAUUCAAAUUGGAUCAGUUUCAAAACUCAAAAAUGGUCAAAAAUCCGACACGUUACAGUCUGAUGGUGAUGUAACUUUCUGUUUUGAACUGAUUUGAAGUGAAAGUGAGUGGAGUCCAGCCUCCAUGCCCACCGCAGCAGCGGGUACAACAACACACACUGCCUCUGACGUAGUAUUGUGUAUGUACAGUAGGUGGUGGUUGAUGUCCUGUACUUUAUUGUUGUUGACUGUUGAUGGAGAUUAAAGGGACACUAAACAUUU